AUGCGGCGUUCGCCGCCCGCGCUGUCAGCCCGCACGCCGCGCGCCGCGCGCGCGCGCCGUGCCGCCUGCGGGAGACUUCAGUUAAGUUGGGGCUUAGAGCAAGUUGCUCCAGCUGCCUCCUGUCCUGGUCGUCACUACCUUUCACUUGCAAUUCAUUUGUCUCAUGGUCUUGUUCUAAGUGACAACUUUGUUGGUUUAGAGUCGACGAAUAUCACCUUGGCAGAAGGAUUUCGAAAAUCCAUAGGAAAAGGAACUGGCUUGGAGUUCGAGUGCGACGUGUCGCUGGGCGGCGCGGGACACGAGCGCCAAGAGUUCUCAUUCACGCUUUACGACUUUGACGGCCACGGCAAGAUCACCAAGGAUGGUCCUUAUUCUGCCAUAAAUACUUCACAUCUUCCCUAUAAAUAG
This is a messenger RNA of Gryllus bimaculatus (two-spotted cricket), 408 nucleotides long. Lineage: Eukaryota; Metazoa; Arthropoda; Insecta; Orthoptera; Gryllidae. The record is from the annotation of a GenBank genome assembly.